UUUAAUGAGCCCGAACGGGAGGAGAUUUUAGAGAAAGCAACAGAAGCCCUAAAAUUACCUGAUGUCCAACUCAAUAAACCUGCAGGGAUCGAGCCUCUAACUGCAGCCCAACUUAGAACCGAACCAGAAUGGGACUAUAACACCACGCCUGGGAUUUGGUAUCUGAAGGCGUUUCGAAAAGCCAUCUUACAUGGGAUAAGGCUCGCGGGAAAAAAAUCUACAAAUUGGACUAAGAUCAGGGAGGUAACCCAAGAACCUGAUGAAACUCCCACCGCCUUCUAUACCAGGCUAAUAACCGCCUUUCGAACAUGGGGGGGGAUCGAUCCUGAUACCCCAGACAACCAAGUAGUGGUGAAAAGCUUCUUUAAAGACCAAGCUUGUCCAGACAUCAGAAAAUUCCUCUCCCUCCAAGUAGCCUAUGAAGGGAAACCCAUGAGUGAGAUCCUCGGGCUUGCGAAAACCAUUUAUGAUGGAAGGGAUGAGAAAAAGAAAAAGGAGGCAAGGAAGGAAAAGGAGGACGAUGCUAGAGUCCUCGCCUUGGCUUUGAGUGCAGCCAGUACCGCAUAUAACCCCCAACCUAGUUACCCCUUCAGAAAUUCAAAGGCUCCCACACAACCUAGAGGGAUGAACGCACAUGCAAAUCGACAAGCCUCUCCUUACCAAAGGGCUAACAAUGUCCAGCAUCGAGAGACCACCUCUCAAUGCUUUUUCUGCAAUCAAAUAGGGCAUUUCAAGCGAAAUUGUCCAUUAUUCUUAAAUACCGUGGCACCAAAACCAGCUCUAGGGAUGGGAUCCAAUGCAGCACAAAACCCUAACCCGAUAGCGCCAAACCCUUUCCAGAAUCAGCGCCCAUUCCAACUACCGCUGGAAUUUAACCAGGAGCAAAUGCAACCCACUCUUAAUUCAGAGACUAACCAAUGACAAUUAAACGGGGAUCCUUCAAACCUUGCCCUGGUAUGCCCGACAAUUGCCUUAUCAGCCCAUGACCCCAUAUGCACAAUCACCAUAGAUGGCCAUGAGUAUCAGUGUUUACUAGAUACAGGGGCAACUUUCUCAACUUUAAACGACAGUCAUCUGAGGUCCAGUCAGCAAAAACAACGUAUAAUGGGCAUUGAUGGGAUCCCCAGGACAUGCGCUCUUUCAGAGCCAGCGAAAGUAACGAUAGGGCCCCUGACUGCUGAGCACUCAUUUCUACUGACCCCGAGCCCUGUCAACCUACUAGGGCGAGACCUACUAUGUAAAUUACAGGCAACUAUAACUUGCAGCACUGAGGGUAUCUACCUCCACAUGCCAGAAGAGGCGGCAGUCUCCUUUCAAGGCAUUUUAAAGGAAGAAAACCUGACUGAUUUAGAAAUACCAACCCCUCUGAUUGACAAGGUACCAGUUCACCUAUGGGGAAAUACUAAUACCUCUGUGGGACUCUUAAAAUCGGCAGAUCCCGUUGUUAUUAAAUACCGCACUGAUGUCCCAUACCCCUCCAUCAAACAGUACCCCUUGCCGCAGGAGGCAAUAGAAGGAUUGAGGCCAAUGAUACAGGAUUUUAUGGAUCAAGGCAUCCUUGUUCCCUGCGUCAGCCCAUGCAAUAGUCCACUCCUGCCGGUACGCAAGCCAUCACCCCCGGGUGCCCCAGUUAAAUACAGGCUUGUCCAAGACCUCAGAAUUAUCAACAACUUUGUGAUACCCCGCCACGCCAUCACCGCCAACCCUAAUACAAUUUUGACCGGAAUCCCACCAGAUAGUACAUAUUUCAGUGUCAUUGAUUUAUGCUCCGCCUUCUUUUCCAUAAGAGUGCAUGAGAAAAGCCAAUUUCUGUUCGCCUUUACAUGGGAAAAAGGACAGCUGACUUGGACUAGACUCCCACAGGGAUAUGUAGAGAGCCCAACAAUUUUUGCUUGUGCAUUGCAUAGGGACCUACAAGACCUCUCCUUUCCUGCUGGCUCCUCCCUUUUAAUAUAUGUAGAUGACUUGAUAAUUUGCUCCACCUCCGCAACUAAUUGCCACAUGGACACCGUCCAUCUACUAACCGCCCUUGCCGACAAGGGCCACAAGGUCUCACCAAAAAAACUACAAUAUUGCCAAACUGAAGUAAAAUACUUGGGCCACAUAAUUGGCCACGGAACAAGAGCUUUGACAACUGAAAGAGUAGAUGCUAUAGCUAAGGUUCCCCUGCCAAAGACCAAGAAACAGCUCCGCGGGUUUCUAGGAAUGAGCGGAUUUUGCAGGUCAUGGAUCCCAGGGUAUGGAGAAUUAACCAAACCCCUUGUAAAGAUGACUAAUAAGGACGAACCAGAACCCCUUGAAUGGUCCAAAGAAAGCCUACAAAAUUUUGAAACUAUCAAAAGGGAACUGAGGUCCGCUCCAGCCUUAGGAUUGCCAGACUACCGUCUCCCCUUUUCGCUGUUCGUGCAUGAACAGAAAGGGGUAGCCUCCGGAGUUCUGACACAAACCUUCAGAGGCCAGGAACGUCCUGUCGCCUACUACAGUAUUCAAUUAGACCCGGUAGCUAAGGGGACUGUAGGUUGCCUCAGGGCAAUUGCUGCCGCUGCGGAAUUAGUGGACAGAGCCCUAGAAAUCGUUCAAAAUCAAGAACUAAUCCUAAAUGUACCACAUGCUGUAGCCACCUUGUUAAACUUACGAAACUGUCAACAUUUUAGUAACGAACGACUAAAUCAGUACGAAGCUGCCCUGCUCACACCAUCCAACGUGCGCAUUAAAAGAGUCAAUACCCUAAAUCCAGCCACCCUACUGCCUCUGCCCGACGACGGGACCCCCCAUCACGAUUGCACCUUAGCAGUCCGCUUGGCCGAAAGGCCACGGGAAGAUUUAGACCACCUUCCCUUGGAAAACCCAGAUAUCUCAAUCUUUACAGAUGGAAGUUCCAAGGUCGUGGCUGGAACAAGACAAACUGGGUACGCUGUGGUAACACACGACACCAUCCUAGAAGCUGCACCUAUAAACCCGCGCUACAGUGCGCAGGCAGCUGAGCUUAUUGCCCUUAUCAGAGCUUGCGAAUUGAGUGAAGGCAAGCGCGUAAAUAUCUAUACUGAUUCCAAAUAUUGUUUCGGACUGGUACACGCUACGGGUACCCUCUGGAAACAGAGGGGAUUCCUAACAGCUGCAGGAACACAAAUCUCUCACGCACCGCUAGUGAAAAGACUAAUGGACUCCAUACAUUUCCCGAAGGCCAUCUCAGUAAUACACUGCAAAGCACACACAAAUGGCACGGACUUUGUCUCCUUAGGGAAUAGUAUUGCGGACGCCGCUGCCCAGAAGGCAGCGGCCAUGAGAGGGGAAAUGUAUGAAAAUGAAUUUCAAGCCAUCUUAGUUCCAGCCGAUGUAGACUUCAAUCGAAUGUAUCGCACCGCUAGUGUAGAAGAAAUAAGCUCAUGGCAACAACUGGGGGCACACCAAAGGGACAAUGCGUGGGUUUUGCCGGACGGACGUCUAGCAAUGCCUAAAGCCUGGGUACCCCGCCACCUCCGGGUUUUACACAAUUUCACACACUGGGGAGCAAACCGCCUAGCAGACAGCAUCCUUAGGCAUUGGUAUGCCCCAGGUGCACACCAAUUUGCGAAGGCAGUAUCCAAAAAUUGCACCAUCUGCGCCGGAUUCAACCCAAAACAAGAACCACGCAAACCACCAGGGUCUAGACCUUGGGCAUAUAUACCCUUUGAAAGCCUACAACUAGAUUUUGCAGAACUCCCGAACUGUAUGGGGUUUAAACAAUUACUUGUCAUAACAGACCGACUUUCAGGUUGGCCAGAAGCUUUUCCAUGCAAACGAGCAAAUGCUCAAACCGUUGCCAAAAUCCUCAUGCAGGAAAUAAUUCCCAGAUACGGAGUUCCACGUCGAUUAGACUCUGACCGUGGGACACAUUUCGCUGCAGAGGUAGUUCAGUCUGUCACCAAGGCAUUUGGAAUUAAAUGGGAACUCCACACCCCGUACCAUCCGGCCUCUUCAGGUCAGACGGAGCGGAUGAAUGGACUUAUAAAAACCCAAUUGGGAAAAAUCUGUAAGGCUACCGGGCUAAAAUGGAUAAAUGCUCUUCCGUUAGUCCUACAUAAUAUUCGUAGCCAGCCGAGAGGACUCUUGAAACUAUCUCCCUAUGAACUCCUGUUCGCCAGACCCUCCCCGACUCAUACCACCCAACUCCCCGUCUCUGAGCUAGAGACUGGGGAAAACGAACUGACUGUAUAUGUUACACAAUUACAACGACAACUAAAGAAACUACACCAUUAUGCAGCAACCUGUCAGAAUGUUCCCCUUGAUGUCGAUGCUCACUCCUUCACGCCUGGACAGUGGAUUUGGGUUAAAACUUACAGGCGAGCCACCUUACAACCCCAGUGGGAAGGACCCUACCAGAUUCUCCUGACGACCCCAACUGCAAUCAAGGUCUCUGAACGUUCUGCCUGGAUUCAUCACACCUUCUGUAAGUCCGCACCAAACCCCAACGACCUGGGUGACGUUGCAAGGACCUCCCCAUCUUCCAUCAACUCCACCGAAGACACCGUCCCACUCGACAAUCCCGCGCCAGCCAUCGAAUCCCCCCAAGACCCUCCCGAGGAACCCACCUCGAUCCCAAUAACAGCCAAGGAAGGUGACCAAGGAGACCUGGAGAAGUGGAUGUCAAAGAUCCUUGUAGUACCUGAACCAGACGACCCAGAUCAUCCACCCAUACGAAUGCAGUUCCGGAAACAGAAAUGCCACGACACCGGGAGCGGGACCUGAAACCCCAGUUUUUGUUUUACCUUCCCUUUCUCAUACCACCUUCCCAAAAC
Zootoca vivipara (common lizard) is the source of this 4778-nucleotide messenger RNA. Lineage: Eukaryota; Metazoa; Chordata; Lepidosauria; Squamata; Lacertidae. The record is from RefSeq and is a predicted model, not a curated record.